Molecule: messenger RNA, 1455 nt
Organism: Caenorhabditis remanei
Lineage: Eukaryota; Metazoa; Nematoda; Chromadorea; Rhabditida; Rhabditidae
Exons: 10
Coding region: 1-1455 (484 amino acids)
Biological process (GO): transport
Cellular component (GO): plasma membrane; cytoplasm
Source: RefSeq, a predicted model, not a curated record
AUGUGCAGCCAUGUAUUUCCGGCGCUUUAUCUCAACUUGGGCGUCGAAAUGAUGUAUGUAUUGGACCAAAGGUUGAGGGUACAGAAAGAGCGAAUAGAAGACCGAGAAAAAAGUGACAAAGUAGUGAAAGAGAUCAUGCUAGGAUUUCUUGCCAAACAGACACUAGACGAAGUAUUCAAAGGACAUGGAACACCGACACGUGCCGGGCUGAAAAUGUUUUUCGAAAAAGUUGCACAUUGUUCAAUAAUGAGGCUAAAUGAGAAUUCGAUGGAUAAGUUGUUUGAUCUGAUGAUGAUGUCCUAUAAAUUUGCGUUGAUGAAAAUGACAAUGCCAGAGCAGAUUAUGACAAUUACUGUGAACCAUCUAAGAGCACUUCUGGACUUGGUACCGUUAGAUAAGGAUAUUGGAACAGCGGUAGAGCAUGCGUAUACAAUGGCAUUCACAUUCUACCGUCCCCUCGGUCCAAUGGGAUGGUUCAUGCUCCGUAACUCCCUUCUUGUCUUCUUUCAAGACACCCGAGUCAAAGUGUCAACAUUCAUAAAAGACUGCAAGCAACUACCAAAUGGACGAUUUGUUAUAUUUGAUAAAAACGCUCCAGUUCAAUUGAUGUUAGACGGACAUCCAGUCGGAGAGACCAAGUAUUUCGCCAGCGGUGAGAUUACUCACACCAGCGUUUUUCCCACACCAUACAAGUACGUGCCUUUCGAGAAUUUGCCCGACGCGCUGGACGCUACGAAACGAUCAACAGACCUUGGUGCCAACUCGUACAGAGAUGGAAAUGGGUUAAUGAAAAUUCAAGGCGGUGGUCUCGGCAAAUCGGAUCGAAGAGAGGGUAACGAGAUGGCUCUUUUUGAGAGUUUGAUGUCGUCAACAACUACGUCAGCAGUCGCUGAAUCCGAAAUAUGGGGAAUGAGUCUGUUUGAUAACAUUGAGGACGAGAAAACAUAUAUGAAGGAGGUGGCGGAGAAUCAGCAGAUUACUGUAAUCGAUGCGAGGGAGAAGAAGAAAACGUUGAAGGCGGCGAUGGAGGAAAUGCAAAUCGACAAACGCCCACCAACUGCUGGUGAGAAAAAGAAGAAGUCAAAGGGAGCUAGCAUGUUGGAUAUGAUGGAUGAAGCAGCGGCAAGACCAGCGACAGCAAAGAAAGUGCCUAAAGCCAAGCGAAGCGAAUCCAUCGGCGCCAACUCCACAACCAAAUCAGCUGCCGACGCCAAACCACGUACUCGUAGCGGAUCCCGGCCAACUACUGGAGCCCGUCCGGGAACCAAAGCCGGAGCAGAGGCACGUCCAGCAACUAAAACUGGAUCAAGACCAUCAUCAAAAGGAGCUCCACGUCCAACAACUGCUGGUCGUCCGGCCACAAAAUCAAGUGAACGUGCUACAAGUGCAACACCAAAACGAGCGGGGUCUGCGAAGAAGAAGGUGGCGAUGGAAGCAGCGAAGGAUGAGGAUUAA